Messenger RNA from Lasiosphaeria miniovina, 643 nucleotides. RefSeq lists its product as uncharacterized. NCBI's taxonomy places the organism in Eukaryota, Fungi, Ascomycota, Sordariomycetes, Sordariales, Lasiosphaeriaceae. Bases 37 to 369 code for a protein of 110 amino acids. The record is from RefSeq and is a predicted model, not a curated record. The transcript has a single exon.
UGAGAAUGUCCCUGGCGACCCGACCGACGGCGACCAAUGGCCGUGCGCGCGCGCCUGGAGGUACUCGGGCCAUAUAUCGAGAGAGCAGGCCAGUCCAUCUCGGACGCCAUCAUGGAGCAGGCGGCCGCAACGCGAGAGCAGGCUGUAGCGAUGCGGGAAGCUAGCUUCCCUCAUUGGGCCAAGAUGCUGUUGGCGGUGGUAGGGAUUGUCACCAUUUUGGUCAUGAUCGCUGACGCGGCCUCCAAAGCCAUCAUUCGGCUGGACAGCCGUCGACACCGGAACGAUGAUAGUAGCCUUUCUUUCUUUCUUUUCCUUCUUUCUUUGUUGUUUGGUCUUGGUCUUGGGAAAUUAUUAUUCUUCAUCCAGUGAUUGUGGCCUUCCUUUCCUUUACUUCUUUCUUAUUGUUUGCUGUUAGUCUUAGGAAAUUAUUGUUUCUUAUCCAAUAAUUCUGGUCUUCCUUUCCUUUAUUUCUUUCUUUAUUGUUUGCUCUUGGUGUUGGGAAUUAUUCUUAUGUCAUGCGGCUUUGGCCACCCCAACGCGUUCGGUAAGUGAUCUCCUUCAAGUUCUCUGAUACGAUGCGAACAAGCCACAUGUUGGAUUGGCUAUUGUCAGAUGGACAAGGGUUGCAUGUGGAAUAGAGCUC